Molecule: messenger RNA, 1168 nt
Organism: Helianthus annuus (common sunflower)
Lineage: Eukaryota; Viridiplantae; Streptophyta; Magnoliopsida; Asterales; Asteraceae
Product: lichenase
Exons: 3
Coding region: 84-1091 (335 amino acids)
Biological process (GO): carbohydrate metabolic process
Cellular component (GO): plasma membrane
Molecular function (GO): hydrolase activity, hydrolyzing O-glycosyl compounds
Source: RefSeq, a predicted model, not a curated record
UUCCAUGUUGUGAGUUUUUUUCAUAUUAUAUAAAGGGCAAAAUACACAUAAUUUUACAUAAGCAAAUACAUCUACAAACUACCAUGGCUAUUCAACUUCUGUUUCUAGGGCUCCUUGCUGCAAGCUUAGACAUCACAGAAUCACAAUCAGUUGGAGUAUGUUAUGGGAUGCUAGGGAACAAUCUUCCAUCCCCAUCACAAGUCAUAAGCCUAUACAACUCACGAAACAUAAGACGCAUGAGGGUGUAUGACCCUAAUCAAGAUGUUUUCCAAGCACUACGGGGAUCAAACAUCGAAGUGAUGCUUGGAGUUCCAAAUUCGGAACUCGAAUACGUGGCCUCAAGUCGUGAAAAUGCACGAGAAUGGGUGAAGAGAAACGUCAGGGAUCAUUCGCCAGAUGUUAGAUUUCGUUACAUAGCCGUUGGAAACGAGGUUAAACCAUCUGAUACUACAUUGGCUCGACUAGUCCAUCCGGCUCUGACUAAUGUGCACGAGGCAAUUGCAUUUCAUGGACUCAAAGAUCAAGUCAAAGUUUCAACUGCGGUUGACACAACUUUGAUCGGGGUCAAUUUCCCUCCGUCGCAAGGCGCCUUUAAUAGUGAUGUUAGGUCAUACAUCGACCCCAUCAUCGGUUUCCUAGUAGACAUCAAAGCGCCAUUGCUUCUUAACAUAUAUACAUACUUUAGUUAUGCAAAUAAUCAACGUGAUAUCUCACUCGCGUAUGCUACAUUUACAUCUCCUGGCACCGUGGUACAAGAUGGAGCAAACGGUUACCAGAACCUUUUUGAUGCAAUGUUAGAUGUGGUGUAUUCGGCGUUGGAGAAAGCUGGAGGGGCUUCACUUGACAUUGUGGUAUCAGAAAAUGGAUGGCCAUCAGGUGGAGGAUUUGGAGCAACACUUGACAACGCACGCACGUUCUACACGAAUGUGGUUAGACAUGUCUCACGAGGUACACCGAAGAGGCCUGGAAAAGCCAUAGAGACAUACUUGUUCGCCAUGUUUGAUGAGAACAACAAAGAACCAGAACUAGAGAAAAACUUUGGAGUGUUUUAUCCAACAACUCAGCAACCCAAGUAUCAACUCACUUUUUAGUUGAUAUACGUUACGUGUCACUUCUUAAUUAAAUAAAAUGUAAUUUUGGUUUAAUGAAUAAAUGUGUCUUGUUUUUC